AAAGCACUUUCCUCUUUUCCAAUUUACCAUUAGUCCGUAAACCAUCGAGUGCAAUGGAUCCUCUCAAUACCACCGAUACCCGAAUUUCGCGCACCUUCCAGACGACGAGUCCGCUUCUGAACUUGAUCUUGGCCGCUAGCAUCCUCAGCAAGUUGGCCCAGGGCAAAUCUCAAGCACCAUGGUUUCCCUACAGACCGAUUAUUGGAUAUUAUCCUCAACCUCUUCUCUACCCCAUUGAUCCGCUGGUUUUCAGACCCGCUCAAAGUACACCUCUAAACCAACAGCAAAUAAUUCAUAUACACGAUACACCUGGUUACAACCCUGAUGGCGAGACGUACGAGGAUAACACCAAUAAGUAUACACAAAACAUAAACAAUUUCCCGCCAGCUCAGGAAGAAGAAGAAGAAGAAGAGUUUAUCGAAGGGUCGGAAAACAUAAAACUAAACGAUUCUUUACUAGUGGAUUUGAUCAUGAAUCAGAAUAUUAGCGAAAAUCAUUUCCUAACCACGACCACCGAAGAUCCUCAAGAGGAGCAGUACCAGGAUGAGUUAGAGACCGCCGGAACUAAUGUAAAUAGGAGAAGACAAAGACCGAGCGAAUAUAGUGAAUACAUCGAUGAGUAUCAGGAAGCCCCAAAACCGAAACGUCGCACCACCCCAGCGAGGCGCAGACAACCUUCCAGGGUGAACUCCAGAAUUGGCCAAUACAGAACUACAACGCCAGAACCUGAGUAUUAUGAAGAUUAUGAUUACAGUACAGUUAAACUAAUUAGAAAGAAUCCGUUAUUGCGCGUGCCUUCUAAGAGACGCACAACAACUACAAGUUACGAAGAGGAAGAUUAUCUGGUGCAACUUCCCAAUCGCAUGAAGACUACUAGAAUCAAUAGAAUUAACAGAAGAACGACUAAACCAGCGUAUUACGAUGAUGAUGCCGAUGAGUAUGACCAAGAUUAUGCAAUGUUAGAUAGGCCACAAGAUCGUACGUUUAGACAGAGCGCAACUACAACCACAACCGCAAUGACUACUACUACAACUACUGAUUCCAGCACGACAACAAUGCAACCAAAUACUACAACGACAGCAUCUCCGAACAAUACCAAUAACGCGUAUGGUCCUCCAGCUAAUAACCAUCCAGGUUAUGGUCCAUCAAACGGUAAUGAAAAUAUUAGCAUUACCUACGGACCGCCUGCAGCGUCGCAGUUUUGGGAUUCCUGGUACAAUCAAUACAGUAAGUCAUCGGUGAUUAGAAGGAUUCAAGAGUUGCUGACACCUAGCAACUACUACAGUCCGCAGCAAGAGACCGACGACUAUUACAAUGGCGUCUUUUAGUUUCGUAAUACUACGAGUGGUAGAGGAGUAUCGUAUUUAUUUGUGAGUUUGUUAUUUUUAUGGGAAUACAAUAAAUGUUUUAUUUUUCAACCGAAAUUCCGAAGCUGCAUUAAAGGAAAGUAACGUUCCAUGUCACAAUGGCGUUUCAGAUUGCCACGCAGAUAAUGUAUAAUAUAUAAAUAUGAAUGAAGGACA
Nicrophorus vespilloides is the source of this 1523-nucleotide messenger RNA. RefSeq names its product general transcriptional corepressor trfA-like. The record is from RefSeq and is a predicted model, not a curated record. The transcript is spliced from 2 exons. NCBI's taxonomy places the organism in Eukaryota, Metazoa, Arthropoda, Insecta, Coleoptera, Silphidae. Bases 54 to 1328 code for a protein of 424 amino acids.